CCGUCCUCAGAGUGUGCCGGAAACUACAACUCCCGGCGUCCCGCGCGCGGGGGCCGCUUCCGGAGACGUGGCUGGGUCUGGGGAAAAUGGCGUCUGCGGCGGCUCCGGGCCCGGCCGGGCAGGGGGGGGACGCGGACGAGCUCUUCGACGUCAAGAACAGUUUCUACAUCGGCGCCUACCAGGCCGCCAUCAACGAGGCGCAGCGGGUCAAGCCGUCCAGUCCGGAAAGGGAGGUGGAGCGGGAUGUCUUCUUAUACCGAGCCUACAUUGCCCAGAGAAAAUAUGGUGUUGUUCUGGAUGAAAUCAAAGCCAAUGCUUGCCCUGAGCUCCAAGCAGUUAGAAUGUUUGCAGAAUAUCUUUCAAACGACACUCAGAGGGAUGCAAUUGUUGCUGAUUUGGACAAAAGGAUGGCAAAAAGCGUUGAUGUGACCAAUACGACUUUCCUGCUGAUGGCUGCUUCUAUCUAUUUCCAUGACGCAAACCCUGAUGCGGCCCUGCGCACACUACACCAAGGAGAAAGCUUGGAAUGCAUGGCGAUGAUGAUACAGAUACUGCUGAAGCUCGACAGGCUCGAUCUGGCCCGCAAGGAACUGAAGAAGAUGCAGGAGCAAGAUGAGGAUGCUACCCUCACCCAGCUGGCCACUGCCUGGGUGAACCUGGCUGUAGGUGGGGAGAAAUUACAGGAUGCCUAUUACAUCUUCCAAGAGAUGGCAGACAAAUGCUCAUCUACCCUGCUUCUGCUGAAUGGACAGGCCGCCUGCUACAUGGCACAGGGCAAGUGGGAAGAUGCAGACGGUGUGCUCCAGGAGGCGCUAGACAAGGAUAGCAGCCAUCCUGAGACCCUGAUCAAUUUUGUUGUCCUGUCACAGCAUCUGGGUAAACCACCAGAGGUUACCAAUCGCUACUUGUCACAACUGAAAGAUGCCCAUAAAAGUCACCCAUUUAUACAGGAGUACCAGGCAAAGGAGAAUGACUUUGACCGGCUGGUCAUGCAGUAUGCCCCCAGUGCAUGAGGACUCAGCGGAUCCACGCUAUGGUACCUUGGGAACAGGGGGUGAUGUGCAAAGCCUCUCUGGCCUUGUGGACAGAGUUCAUUCUGCAAGUCGGUCUGGCAUCCGUCUCAGCAUGGCAGGGUCUUGUGUUUUCAGCAAGCCGAUGCUGAGCAUAUAUGUAACACAUGGAGACUUGUAGCCUAGAACCCUAUGUCCUGACUUAACUAGGUUCCAAACUCCUUGUUUAAAAUACAGUGCAUGUCAAGAGUGUGCAACACUGUACCUUAAACAUGUCUAAUAAAGCCUUUUGUGGAUUGGUGUGGCCCUUC
Mauremys reevesii (Reeves's turtle) is the source of this 1321-nucleotide messenger RNA. It is a transcript of the gene COPE, whose product is annotated as COPI coat complex subunit epsilon. The record is from RefSeq and is a predicted model, not a curated record. Gene Ontology annotation, cellular component: COPI vesicle coat. Lineage: Eukaryota; Metazoa; Chordata; Testudines; Geoemydidae. The coding region runs from base 87 to 1013 and encodes 308 amino acids. The transcript has 10 exons. Gene Ontology annotation, molecular function: structural molecule activity; protein binding. Gene Ontology annotation, biological process: retrograde vesicle-mediated transport, Golgi to endoplasmic reticulum; endoplasmic reticulum to Golgi vesicle-mediated transport; intra-Golgi vesicle-mediated transport.